Messenger RNA from Photinus pyralis (common eastern firefly), 838 nucleotides. RefSeq names its product putative ankyrin repeat protein RF_0381. NCBI's taxonomy places the organism in Eukaryota, Metazoa, Arthropoda, Insecta, Coleoptera, Lampyridae. Bases 40 to 780 code for a protein of 246 amino acids. Gene Ontology annotation, molecular function: protein binding. The transcript is spliced from 2 exons. The record is from RefSeq and is a predicted model, not a curated record.
GAUCAGUGUUUCUGAAGCUAUAAUUCCUUGUAUGUCAACAUGAAGCACGCAUUUUUUUCAAUCUCUUUCUUCGCGUUUUGUGCGUGCGCGUUCAGUUUGCCGCAGAGCUCCAGGUCACAUGUCCAUGGUAAAAACAAUAGUGAAUAUGUGAACUCGAAAACCAAAGAGGGGGAUACAGCGUUACAUUUGUCGAUAAAGAGGGGUUACCACAACAUAACCAGGCUACUAUUGGAGAGAGGUGCAAAUGUCAACUCCAAAGAUCAAGAUGGAUAUACCCCAGUUCAUAAAGCGACACUAUUCAACUAUCCUAACAUUAUGCGGUUGCUGAUCCGGCGAAAGGCGGAUGUCAACAUACCCAACGCCAACGGCUACACGCCUCUUCUGACCGCAGUGUCCAACGAAUAUUUGGAGGCUGUUCAAAUUUUAGUGGAAAAUAACGCAACUAUAAGUAGCAAUAACGACACCAGCCUAAACCCAUUGGCCGCGGCGAUCAGACAGGACAGUGUCGCGAUUCUAAGGCUGUUUUUUGCAAAAGGCGUAAAAGCCAACGACAAAGUUGCGGGCGCACCGCUACUGCAAUUAGCUGUAAUUAACGCAGCAGCAGAUGCGACUAAAUUUCUCUUGGAAAAUGGUGCCGAUUAUACGUUUAAAACUGAAGAUGGCGAAACUUUGCUGUAUUUGGCCAUAUAUAACGACUUUACAAACCUUGCCGAGCUAAUAUUGACUGUAACAACUCCAUCUCCUUCAAAUGAUCUACAUGAGCAAGUAAAAAUUCAAUGAAAUUGUUAAUUCGCUAAAAAUUAUUUUUGUAGAGAUUCAUAUAAAUUGUAACGCAGAA